Molecule: messenger RNA, 1093 nt
Organism: Dermatophagoides pteronyssinus (European house dust mite)
Lineage: Eukaryota; Metazoa; Arthropoda; Arachnida; Sarcoptiformes; Pyroglyphidae
Source: RefSeq, a predicted model, not a curated record
UCCAGGAAUCCGUCAAACACCCCGAAAACGAAUUGACAUUUCAUUUUUACGAUUCUAUCACGAAGUUGCCAGUUAAAAUCACCAUGAUGGCUAUUUCGACAAAAAUGUCGAUGAAAUUAUUGACUAUUUUCACAUUGAUAUUAUUUCAAUCAAAUCGAUUUAUUGAUUGUCGAUCAACAGAUGAGGAUUCCGACGGUCAAGAUCGAAAACCACAAGGAUGGUUAAUCCAUAAUAAAAAAUAUGAUAUUAAUGAACAAUUUAUGUCAAAAAAUUUUGGUCAAUUAGAAUUUGAUCGUCGUACCGGGCAACAUCCACCAAAAGGAUCAAUAGUAUCAUGUUCGAUUGAUUGUUUCGAACAACCAGAUUGUCAUUGUAUUGAAAUCAAUAAACAAAAUGGACAAUGUAGAUUUUUAGGUCGAAAUGAUUUACAACCAAAAUUUGAUGAAAAUAAUCAAACAAAUUUUCUUUAUUUUACACGUGAUUAUUUGGAUGGACGUAAUCAUAAUCGAAUCGAUAUGACCAAAAAAGCAAAACGUACCGUAUCUGAAUCAAACAUUCAAUAUGAAUUUAAAAAAUCAAUCUAUAUGACUGGUUUUAGUUUUCAACAAACAAAACGUUCAUCAUCAUCGCUAAUUCCGUUUGAAAUUCGUGUUCACAAAAAUGAACCAUUGAAACGUAAUGAUGGAAAAUCCACUGGCAACAAAAAAAAGGAUGAUUCGAAUGCGGAUGUUACGAAUGUUGUGGAUGAUAAUGGAAAUUUAUGUUAUCGUUAUGAUUAUGGAUCAUCAUUGACAACCCUAGAUUAUCAAUCAUUGGGGAAAAAAUCCACUUCAACUACAAAUCGUAAAUGGAUUCGUUGUCAGCCAUGUGGAUUGAGUGGACGUUUUAUAACAUUAUCCGCAUCCAAUGGAACAACCAAAACAACCAAAAACAACAAUGAUAAUUGGCCAUUAGAAUCAUUAAGAAUUUAUGGUUAUUUUAUGGAAUGAAAAACAAGGAAAACAUCCUUUACUUUUUCUCACAUUUUAGCAAAUAUAGCCGCAUCAAUUUCUAUCUAAUCAACAUGCGUGAUCUUCGUAUCUCUCACUCUCUC